GUGAAAAAGAAAAGCUAUUUUAGCCAAUUUAGCCGCUGUAAGAUGCGACGUGUCAAAAUGCCUUUUAUUUACAUUUUCUUUGAUUUCUGACUAACCUGUUAUCAUGUCGUGUUGUCUGAGAUUACGUCCGCGGUAUUUCGUGAACAUUUGGCCGACACUGAGAGCGUUUCCCAACAGGAACAGACGCUUUAAACGUCAGGUUGAGGUGUGUGAUGUGAGGUGUUGCUCCUCGGUUCGCGGUGAGGUGAGGGUGAGAUUCGCACCCAGUCCCACCGGCUUUUUACACCUCGGAGGUCUCCGCACCGCUUUGUACAAUUAUAUCUUUGCCAAAAAGUAUGGCGGCUGUUUUAUCCUGCGACUGGAGGACACUGAUCAGAGCAGGCUGGUACCCGGAGCAGCAAAGUCUAUUGAGGACAUGUUGGAGUGGGCUGGUAUACCUCCAGAUGAGAGCCCUCGUCGAGGUGGACCAGUGGGCCCAUACAUGCAGUCACAGAGACUAGACCUCUACAGUCAGACAGCGCUGCAGCUGGUUGAGAGCGGCCAUGCGUACUAUUGUUUCUGCAGCUCACAGCGACUGGAUUUACUCAAAAAAGAGGCCUUGAAAUCAGGGCAGACUCCGAGGUAUGACAACAGAUGUCGACACCUGCGGGCCGACCAGGUAGAGAAUAAGCUGGCUGAGGGAACGCCGCAUGUAAUCAGGUUCCGUCUGGAAGCUGGCAUUGAACCUUUUCAGGAUCUGAUCUUUGGAUGGAAUCGUCAUGAAGUGGCAGAGGUGGAAGGAGACCCUGUGUUGAUGAAAUCAGACGGAUUCCCCACGUAUCACCUUGCUAACAUAGUAGAUGAUCACUACAUGAAGAUCAGCCAUGUCCUGCGGGGUUCUGAGUGGCUCAUCUCCACCUCCAAACAUAUCCUCAUGUACCGUGCCCUUGGGUGGCACCCACCCACUUUUGGACACCUGCCGCUUCUGCUGAACAAAGAUGGCAGCAAGUUGUCCAAAAGACAAGGAGAUAUAUUCAUUCAAAGCUUCCAGAGAGACGGGGUGCUGCCAGAGGCUUUGCUGGAUAUCACCACCAACUGUGGAUCUGGCUUUAAGAGCAAUCGAAUGGGGCGGAGGAUCGAUGAACUGAUUUCUGAGUUUAAUCCUUCAACCAUCACAACACAUUCUGCUCUGUUGGACUUGGAAAAACUGCCAGAAUUUAACAAAAUCCACCUGCAGCAGCAAAUAGAAAACCAGGAACAGUGCAGUUUGCUGGUCAAGGAUCUGCAACAACAAAUCCAGCAAAACUACAAAGAAAAGAUCCAAGAUAAACAAAUAUUACAUGACGAUUAUAUCAAACGGGUCCUACAUUUCCGCAAGGGCCACAUUUCCACCCUGAAGGAACUUGUUAGCCCAGCGUACUCUUACCUGUGGGUUCGUCCUUCAGUCUCCAGCCAGCAGGUGGCAGCACUUACUUCAGAAGCCCAGGACAUUGCUUCAUUAACAUUGAAAUUAAUAGAAGAGCGAGGUGAAAACCUGACAAUGGCUCAUUUAAAUAAAGAUCUGAAAGCUCUGGCUGAGAAGACUAAAUCUACCAAAUACAAAGAUGUCAUGAAGCUGUUGCGUCUGGCUCUCAGCGGGCUGCAGGCCGGUCCCAGUGUCGCAGAGAUGUUGAUAUCACUCGGCUUGCUGGAGAGUCGCCAUCGGUUACAGAAACUUCUGCUGCUUUCACCAUCUAUCUGAAGACAAGUCAGACUAACAACCAGUCAGAUAGAACCAAUCACCGUGUACGAUCAGUGCGGCAUCCAUAUCG
Molecule: messenger RNA, 1790 nt
Organism: Thalassophryne amazonica
Lineage: Eukaryota; Metazoa; Chordata; Actinopteri; Batrachoidiformes; Batrachoididae
Gene: ears2
Product: glutamyl-tRNA synthetase 2, mitochondrial
Exons: 11
Coding region: 104-1720 (538 amino acids)
Biological process (GO): glutamyl-tRNA aminoacylation
Molecular function (GO): ATP binding; tRNA binding; zinc ion binding
Source: RefSeq, a predicted model, not a curated record